Messenger RNA from Pocillopora meandrina, 8359 nucleotides. The record is from the annotation of a GenBank genome assembly. NCBI's taxonomy places the organism in Eukaryota, Metazoa, Cnidaria, Anthozoa, Scleractinia, Pocilloporidae.
AUGAAUGUCCGGUUUUUCUCAAAAAGAGACGGGAACAAUAAGAGUAGUGACGCCGCUGACCUUGUGAAAGGUGAACAGAGCUUUCUCAAAUUGUGAAUUCCAUAUUUCAAACCAAAAUGCACUGUUCAUUUGCCCACUCUGUAAAAAACGUUUUGAAUAAUCAAGGACGUUCUGGCAAAGGCCUAAAUUAACGAGUGCCAGAGGCAAACCGAACUUCAAAAUUUUCUCAGUAACCUAGAAGCCAAUGAGGACUUGGGGACAAAAGUAAAGGGCUGUAAAAUUUAGCCUCAACCAGUUUAUAACAAAAUCAUCAUCAAUUUAUCCUUGCCAUGAGACAGAAUACAAAUGUAGUCUAUUCCUAAACUCGAACCAUCUCUUUCAGUUCCUAUCAUUCGUAAUAAGAACGGAAGCGAGAUAAAAGUCAUCGAGGUGACCAGCGGGAAGGAUAUUAAACUCACUUGCCAGAUCAGAACUGCUGAUCAGAACUCAAAACUAAGUUAUUACUGGCUCAGAGACAAUGAGACGCUCAUUACAUCGAAUCAUCAACGUAUGAGGUUAAAACUCUACAGAUACCUAAAGGUAAAAAGAGCCCAGAAAGAGGACGCCGGCUUCUACACCUGUGUCGCGGUAAAUGACUGUGGCAAGAAUCGUUUUACAAUGCAACUAUUUGUCGGAAGUAAGUAAAACAUUUGCGACCCUCUAAAGUUUUUAAAACUAUAGCCACGCGCGUAAUUUAUAGUGAGAUCCUGAGAGGUUAAGCUGGAAAGUUCUUUUAUGCUCUCUGUGUGCGAAAAAGGAGGUGAUUUCAGUUUGUGUUGAAGUUGCUGAAGUGAGGAAUUGAGGCGGGUAAUGAAGGUAAUUACUCCUUGCCAUCACUACGGACGUUUCUUACAAACGAAGGUACAAUGUUUUCUUUACCAUUAACCUUUUACACCCUAAGAUCAGUAUGCAUAUUCUCAAUACUGUUUUCGAUACAUAUCCUAAGGUGCUGACAAGGAGAAUUUGUUUAACAAUCAAGAGCUCCUGUACUUGUUGAUCAUUUCCAGUAUUCUCAUGACCUUAAUGUUUGAUUUAGGGGUUAUACUAUGAGGAGAAAUUAGAUGCCAGUCACUCUUGGGGGUUAAAGGGAUAAAGUAAUGAGCUAAGGAGAGCUAGAAACUAACAAUACCGCUAGGGCAUGGGAAGGGAGAUUCAGGGGGAUGUAAUCACAGAUAACUUGCAUUACGAAAGAGCUGUCCACGGAGAGAAAUCCUUGGUUUUUUUUUCUUUAAGGUCCAACAAUGGAUCCGAACAAAAAUACAACAGGAGGUAAGACAGGUGUUCUUGCAUUUCUUAUCAGAGUAAGAAAAAAAUGAAAGAUGAAUAUAGAAGUAGUUCAACUGAUGCAGGGGCCAAUUUUGGCUUUUUUUUUUAAUAGAGAAGUCGAUUCUGUCACAAGAGGUAGACCGAUAUUGAAAAAAAUUGACGUGGGGUUCAAGUCUAUUAUCCACAAUUCCCAUUAAAUGAACCUUUCUGGUUGAGAUAUUAUAAAAUCCAGUUGCAAAAUAAUAACAAUGUGGCUGUCGUAUUUGUAAUCCUGUAGAUUUCGUGAGUGUUUCACUUUUUCUGCGUCCAACGUUAACACGGGAACAGAAAUGGCUUAAACCCUUCCACUCUCAAGAUCGGAUUGUCAAUUCUCCCUCUAGGUGCUACACAUUUCCUUGUAAAUUAGGUACGAGAAUUUGGUGUUAGAUCAAGAAAACAACCCUGUAACUGAUAAAUUUGAGUAUUCUCAUUACAUGUUUGCUAGAUAAUAAUGUUAUGGGAAGAAGAUACAUUUUAAUCACUAUGAAUUAAAGGGUUGAAAGGUAACGCUUCAAAGGGACGAACAAAAUUGAAUCAACUUAUGUCAGCUCUCCCUCUCGAAGCUUUAUUCUCAAUGCACGAAUUUUUUGCCGACACCUGAAUUUAUUUAGAUGCAGUUUAAGUAGGAUACAUUAUACUUGGCGGAUAAAUAACACCUUCAGCCAUAUGAAAGGUCUAAAUUUGUGACACCAUUCUAUGCCUCAGGUCAGAAAUAAAGCGAGACUUUCCGCUUUAAAAUUCUUUAUUGAGUGGGAGAUAGUUCAAUGCACGCACUGGCUGAAAAUGUUGAAAAGCGAGUUUGCCUCAAUUGUGGUUAUUCUGUAUAUCGCAGUUGCUCCAAAAUUUACGGUGAAGGGCAACAAGAUGAUUCGCAACCUUCUUGCAGUACCUGUUGGCAACUCUGUAAAGCUGGACUGUUCUGCCGAUGGAAACCCUCGUCCUACCGUGAAAUGGUACAAAAACGGAAAAUUGUUUAAGGAAAGGAAAGGUGGCAACAAAUUGUAUUUGAGUCCAUGGACAACCGAAUUGAGUCUGAAGGACUUGGUUCCCUCUGACACUGGGUCAUACUUGUGUAAUGUGAGCAACUUAUACGGGUGGAUUAAUCAUACAUACAAAGUAGACGUUCAUGGUAAGGACAAAAAUAAUGGUAAAAGAAUUCUUAGUCCUCUCUUAAGUUUUGCUAUUAAAUGCUUUUUAUUCUCGGAAGAUCCCAUCAUCCGAAGUAGUUGUACAUUUUCGAUCCCUUCCCUUAAAAAGAAAGAGUCGGUCAAUCAUUCUAUCAGUAAAUUUGCAGCUUAGUUAUUCAAUCAUCAUGUCUCUCUGUCUUAAACAGUUAGUCUGUCGGUCGUUCAAUUAGUGGCUGUUAGUCUUGGUAGUUUAGCCGGUUCGUCAUUCAGCCAGAUAGUUAGCUUUAUAACCAUAUGCGUCUGUCAGUUCGUUGAUAGCCGUGAGUUCAGCUAGCGAAUCACAACAACUACAAGUUAAGACUACCCCCUAAAAAUGUCCUUGAUAAAUUCCUAAGCAUGAAUUAAUGAAUUAAAGGGGCACCAUUACCCCGCUAUUUCUAAAAAGCUAAAAAUGUCAAGGAGUCAUAAUUACUUAAAGCGACUCAGAGGCAAAUAGCAGUGCAAACCAAAAUGUUUUUCAUAAAGACAUAUUGUGCAUUGUGAAGAGAAAGGCAGUUUUAAUCUGCUCAAUGACUGAAUUAUAGAUAUUUAGGUGACCGAAACCCUUUAUUGAGGUAACAUUACCUUUGUGAGCCAGUCAUUGUUCGUCCGUUGGGUGAGCAACCUCGUAAUAACUUUCCUAUGUGUACUGUGUAUAUCCAACAUUUUAUUGAACCCUGUGUUUCAGAACGAGCUCGUGCUGAACCAGUAGUCCUUCCUAUGGAAAACGUCACGGUCUAUCGAGGAGAAAAUGCCAGCUUAACAUGCAAAGCAUUAAGUGAUUCCAUGCCUCAUUUCCAGUGGCUAAGGUGGUUUCCCACGCCUUUCAAUAAUUCGACCAACGGUUCAAUUGAAAGUCCACACUACGAAAUCGUGAAUAAGGAAGAAACAGACCAACAUGUAAUCAUGCCUGCAGGUGGCAAAAAGUUUGAUUUCCACGGAGUGAAGUUGACUUUGGUAAAUGUUACAAAGAAGGACGUGGGCAAGUACACUUGCAUUGUGGGUAAUGCUGUCGGCUACGCAGUCGAACAUGCUUUCAUUUCCGUUCGCGAUUGGCCAGGUGAGAUAGUUAUGAUGAUGGUGAUUUAAUGAAUAAUUUGAAUAGUUUAAUAAAUAAUUAUGAUGAAAAUUUUUGGUUUUUAAGUAAUAGAUCAAUCUGAAUAAAUAAAGGUUAAAGAGGGAAUACACAGAGGGACGCGUGAAGUAUCUUAAGCGCGAACAAGUGAACGAACCAGCCGAUCAAUGCUCGAAGGAUCGAGUGGACGAAUUAACCAUUAAUUAAUGAAAUAAUACUCUUUUAUUUUUUUCUUCAGAGCUAACAACUUCGUCACGGCCUAACACGAUCAACGCCGUAAACAUCACCUCUUUUCCCCCCAACCGGAAUGUGGAGGCACAAAUAGUGAAAGCUGAUUUGCCACAAUCAAAAAAGAAUAUGUACAUUAUAGUGUUUACCAUCUCAUUCAUGGUUUUGGUGUGUUUUGCAUUGGGGUUCUUUGUCUGCCAUCGCAAGCUUAAGUUCUAUAAAAGCGCUGAUUAUGGUAUGGUUUCCCCUGAUAAACCUAACGAACUUGUUGUCCAGUUUAGGACACAUGCGCCAUCGGUCGGUUCCUCUUCGUCUUACGGGUCUACGGUUCCAUUAUUACGUCAGAACAGUUUGCGCCUUCGAUUGGGUUCUAAUUUGACACAAGUGUCAGAAGUGGAAAUGCCAUUGGACCAAAAAUGGGAAAUUGAUAGGGAGCAGAUCGUGUUGUUGGGGCUUCUUGGAGAAGGAGCUUUUGGUAAAGUCAUGAAGGCUGAAGCGCUUGGAUUACCCAAUAUGCCCUACAGAUUCGAGGUUGCUGUGAAAAUGUUGAAAGGUGGGUUUGAUUUUCUUGUGUAUCUGAAUAAUACCUCCCUCAAGGUCUGAAUGCGUCACUGAGGCUGCCCGAGUUUCGUUAUUGUCAAAAAUAGACUUGUAUGUGAUUGCUGAAUUGAAGAACUUCACCGACUUAAAAUUUUUACGCUCACCGAAAAAUAUCUUAACAUUCACAAUUCUUAUUAACGUUAUCUCACCCCUUUUAAUUGAAACGGUCAAUCCUGUCAUUUAUUUCAGAGGAUGCCACUGAACACGAACUUGCAGAUCUUGUAUCAGAGAUGGAGGUGAUGAAAACUAUUGGAAAACACAAGAAUAUUAUCAAUUUAAUCGGAGCCUGCACACAGGGAGGUUAGUUGAUUACUACACACCACGGAAAAACGUUUUUUCUCCUCUCGUUGGUAGGGAUGUUAAACUAAACCAUGAUUCUACUAUUAUACUCUUCAUUCUCAGGUCCGCUGUUUGUUGUAGUGGAGUACGCGCCAAAUGGUAACCUAAGACAAUUCUUAAAAGAUAGGAGACCGACCAGGGAAUACACGACCACCCUAACCCUCAAAGACUUAGUCUCUUUUGCCUAUCAAAUUGUGAGAGGAAUGGAAUAUCUUUCUUCAAAGAAGGUUAGUGUUUUGUAUAUCAUCCAUCUUCAUUUCUGAAAAGGAACAAAUCUAGCUGAGAGAAUAACCCAAAUGAUUUCAGGGGAUGUAAUCGAGUUUUAAUUUCAUGAUAUCAUGGAGUUUUAAUUUACACAAUGAAAGAAAGUAAAGCCGUCAACUUCUUUUCAAAGGCUGUUAGGAGAAGGAAUUGAAACCUGGCGAUUAGCAGGGUGGAAUCCCAUUUAAUCCUCUGACACUAACUUGUAAAGCCACCCUUCCCUAAACACUCUUAGCUUGUUGGAGGAGAUUUGGUGGUGGUCUCUGAGUUGUUAACUGUUUCUGUCUAAUUCUCAGUGCAUUCAUCGUGAUCUCGCGGCAAGGAAUAUUUUGGUUGGAGAGGAUAACACAAUGAAGAUCGCAGAUUUUGGACUUGCAAGAGAUGUUCAUCAAAUCGAUUACUACAGGAAAACAACAGAUGUAAGCUAUAAUAGAUUCUUAGUUUUGUUAUACACUAGUGAGAGGACCGAGUGGAGUUCCAUUCGGUCUGUAGUCAUACGACUGACUUCACGAAAGUGUGUGUAUUUUUCCGAAAAUAUAUCAUUCAAAAAUAUGAUUACAGACGCAACUUGAACAAGAAAGAAAAAAGGGAAUCAUGGGUUAAGUAAUUGAAAGAGUCUGAAAGAGUCUGAUUCUGUUAGUUGGAAUACGAUAGAAAAUAAAUCCAUUAGUCUUAAGACCCGUCCACUUUCUCGUUUGAACUGUCCUUUUUGAAUGACGACACGAUCUGUUAUCUCACCCGCCAUUGCCCUCUCAAUCCAGUGAAUUAUUAGAUUGCAGUGUUCAAAUCUUAAGAUACUACUCUGUGUCACAAAUUUUUUUUGUCUUGAUCAUUAGGGUCGCCUUCCAGUGAAGUGGAUGGCAAUCGAAGCUCUCUUUGAUCGGGUCUACACAACGCAGAGUGAUGUGUAAGUAGUUUUUUUUCUCUCAUGCGGAGUGAAGAUGGUGAAAGACAUCACUACACAAAAUGAACAAAUGAAAUCUUAUCUUUUAGAACCAUUCGAAGUACUCUGCAUACAAAAAAGAAAAGUAAUUAUGAUAACAUUGAUAGUGGAGAUAGAAGUGAUAAUGAUGAUGAUGAUGAUAGGGGUGAAAAUAAUAGUAAUCUUAAGAUUAAAAAUGAUAUUAAUAAUAAUGAUGAUUAUAAUAAUAAUAUUGCUGAUAAUAGUACUAUGUCAAUUCUCUACCUCUUGCAGGUGGGCGUUUGGCAUACUCUUGUGGGAAAUAGUUACUUUCGGUAAGUAAAUUAAAUUAUUUUUCAUUAACAUGGAGUGUUUUUUUGAAAGGGAAUAAGGAAAGGCGAUGUGAAAGGUAAAUCAGUCAACGCCGAGUUUAUGAGAAUCUUUUUUGUAACAGAGACAUAAUUAAGCUUGGAACAGGAAUUAAAAAUUUCGUUUUGGCCCUUUUUUCGUGACUAGGUGGCUCACCGUACCCUGGUGUACCUUUGGAAAACCUUUUUGAGCUUCUGAAGUCUGGACACAGAAUGGAGAAACCUUUGAAUUGUCCUGACAACAUGUGAGUGGCUAAGGAUAUUUUUUUUGGAAAUAUUUAAAUUUAGCCUCAGACAACGCACUUUUGUUGUUCAAUCAGUGAUACUUUACUGCUAGAAUGACUUGAGUGCUAUUCCGCACUUAACAGCCCGAUCUUUAUGAGAUAUAACAUGCCUUUGGUCUCUCCGUUUCUCUUAGAUAUGAAAUUAUGUUUAAAUGUUGGAAAGAUUUGCCGCUGCACAGACCAAACUUUCAAGAAUUAGUCCAAGAGUUUGACGCUAUGUUGGUGUCCCUGUCGGACAAGGUUAGUGUCGUUUUUCUUGAUCAUCACUUGAUGGGCAGUGUUUCUUUGUUUUUUUUUUCACACUCUUUCUAUUCUAUUGCUUGUCAAAAUUUGUUAUUAAUUACAAACAUCAUCUGCACUAUCUUUAAUUUCCUUUGACUGAGUUGAGGGAAUAACCUCAAAAUAUCAAGAAGAAAGGGUGCACGUUCAUAUCAUAGUUGUUUAACCUUUUAACCCAACGAGUGAUUGGCAUUUAAUUUCUUCUUACCAUAUCAUUCCUGAAUCAAACAUUAAGGUCACGAGAAUAAAGGAAGUGAUCGCCAACUUAAGAAACUCUUGAUUAUUAGACAAAUUCUCCUUGUCAGCACCUUAGGAAAUGUUUAGAAAACAGUAUGGAGAAUAUGUAUACUGAUGUUAGGGUGUAUAGGGUUUAAUGAAAGGCUUUGAAUUGUGGACAGCGAUUCUCCUUACUCCUUGUCCAUUCUUCUUUUAUUCUGUUGCUUUCUAGAAUUUGAUAAUACUUAUUAACGUCGUCUGCACGAUCUCUAGCUAAGGCAAAGGGAAUUCCCUAGUGUAAUAGGAAGGGGUACAUAAGUAACUCGAAAUUGUUUAAUUAGAUGAAAUUAACCCAUUCUUUUUUAAAUACUUUCCAGGAAUAUCUUGACUUAGAUGCAGUUUUAAUGAGUCCUUUGGAACCUCAAACUCCCACGUCAUCAGAACCAAAUUCAACUCCGCGAAAUUCGUUAGGAACUGAUCAUUACACGGAUAAUGAUGACAGGGACACUGACAAUGUAUUCGUUGACAAUCCCAGUGAUGUAUGGGAAUCCAGACAAAAUACACCUACGGCUCUAAGAAGAGAUUCAGAAAGCAUGGACACCAGAAAAAUGAAUAGCGUCGAACAGCUGGACAAAAAAUUUGCGGUACAGGAACGAGCCGGAGAUGCCGACGAGGACAAAAAACAAACACGCGUCGUUGCGUCUCGCUUACCAAUACAAAGUGAUGUGUAAUCAGGAGCAUUUAUACGUAACGCGCGUUACAUCAGUCUAUGGUGGAGCCAAAGAUCUCGCAUGAGUUUAAGUCACGCACACAAUACGGUUAUUGAGCCACCUGAUCCUGAUCGAUGGCUCAUGGGUGUUAUGGAAGGGAGUCAGGAUUUUUACUACGAAUGACUAAUGACUCAAAGAAUAGCCACAGAGAUGUAUUCAAAUUGCAGUAUACACUACAUGAAAAUAUCAUGAGAAUUCAGAAAACUACGCUAAUGAAUGAGGUUCCUAAACAACACAAACGCAAAUUAUAAAACGGGUUUUCUUUUAACUCGGGAAAGCUCAAUAGAGGUUUUUUAUGCUAUGUUGGUUAACUUUACAGACAUGAAGCCUGCACUAGGCAAAGUAGUGUAAAGCUGGAUACAUGACACACAGGUUUCUUUUGCACCAUCUAAGCAAACAUUAAACUUUGGUGUUGAUUUUAUGUCUCACAUUUGAACACAACUCAAAAUUAAAGGAAGCCAGAGAUAGAUAACUCAUAGCGAAUUAUUAAAUAGAAAGUUUUAUUAUUAAAAGGAAGAUUUUGUCUUU